Ahaetulla prasina is the source of this 11864-nucleotide messenger RNA. Its product is annotated as gamma-aminobutyric acid receptor subunit alpha-2. The record is from RefSeq and is a predicted model, not a curated record. Gene Ontology annotation, cellular component: neuron projection; dendrite membrane; GABA-A receptor complex. Gene Ontology annotation, biological process: signal transduction; regulation of postsynaptic membrane potential; chloride transport. The transcript has 10 exons. The coding region runs from base 625 to 1968 and encodes 447 amino acids. Gene Ontology annotation, molecular function: benzodiazepine receptor activity; GABA-gated chloride ion channel activity; inhibitory extracellular ligand-gated monoatomic ion channel activity. NCBI's taxonomy places the organism in Eukaryota, Metazoa, Chordata, Lepidosauria, Squamata, Colubridae.
UGCAGCAGCGCGCGCCAUCGCCGGGGUGGCAGCAGGAACAAGCCGUGGCGGGGUGGUCUCUUUCCUCCUGUCUUCUGCGGCGCCGCCCCUCCCGGUUCCUGGAACUCCAAUUGGGGGAAGGAGCGCGUGCCUACUGCCGCCGCUGCUUCCCUGCUGUUCGCUCGCUCGGGUGCGCGGAUGCCGGCGCGCUCCUCCUCCUUCUCCAAGACAAGCCCCGCACGCGGACGGACUGCUGCUCGCCUGCGCCCACCUCGCGCUCGGGUUUCCCCUCCUCUCGCGCGCGCCCUCGCACGCUGAGCCCGCUUUGAAUCCGCUGCUUUUCGUAGGCUUCCUGUGUGGGGCGGCUGGUGCUGCAGUCGCCUUUCGGUGCCCCCUCCCCCACAAGCCUCCCAAGUUUCCCCGUUCUCAAGCUUCCUUUUCUCUCCUGGCAAGAUUUCUUCAGCCUCACCAAAUCCUCCUCCUCCUCAUUAUUAUUGUCAUCACCACCACCACCACCACCACCAUCAUUCAUCUCUCUCUCUCUCUCUGUCUGUCUCUCUGGAAGCUCCUUUGAACGCCUCCUGGUACUCCCAAGCCUUUAGGUUUUGCAAAAUAGUUGCUCUCAAGAGGAAGAAAAUAUCCUACAUGAUGCAGUGGCUUCUCAUUUUCUUGAUAUGGUUUUCUGCAAGAUCAGCACUGGCUGACCCCAAUGAAGAUGAAGCAAAAAAUAACAUUACCAUCUUCACAAGAAUUCUAGACAGACUUCUGGAUGGUUAUGAUAAUCGUCUAAGACCUGGACUGGGAGAUAGUACAACUGAAGUUUUUACAAAUAUCUAUGUGACCAGUUUUGGACCAGUUUCAGAUACUGAUAUGGAGUACACAAUAGACGUUUUCUUCCGCCAAAAAUGGAAAGAUGAAAGACUAAAAUUCAAGGGUCCCAUGAACAUUCUCCGACUGAAUAAUUUAAUGGCCAGCAAAAUCUGGACUCCAGAUACAUUCUUUCAUAAUGGAAAGAAAUCAGUAGCUCACAAUAUGACUAUGCCAAACAAGCUACUAAGAAUCCAGGAUGAUGGUACUCUUUUAUAUACUAUGAGGCUUACAGUCCAGGCUGAAUGUCCAAUGCACUUAGAAGAUUUUCCUAUGGAUGCUCAUUCAUGCCCAUUGAAAUUUGGCAGCUAUGCAUAUACAACAGCAGAAGUAACCUACAAGUGGACGUUCAAUGCGUCAAAUUCAGUAGAAGUAGCUCCAGAUGGUUCAAGGUUGAAUCAGUAUGAUCUCUUAGGCCAAACAAUUGGACAGGAAACUGCCAAAUCCAGUACAGGUGAAUACACAGUGAUGACAGCUCAUUUUCAUUUGAAGAGGAAAAUUGGUUAUUUUGUGAUUCAGACAUAUCUUCCCUGCAUCAUGACAGUCAUUCUGUCUCAGGUGUCAUUCUGGUUGAACAGAGAAUCUGUUCCUGCAAGGACAGUUUUUGGAGUAACAACAGUGCUAACAAUGACAACACUAAGCAUCAGUGCUCGUAAUUCCCUGCCCAAAGUAGCUUAUGCCACAGCUAUGGAUUGGUUUAUUGCGGUUUGUUAUGCAUUUGUGUUCUCUGCCUUGAUAGAAUUUGCCACAGUAAAUUACUUCACAAAAAGAGGAUGGGCAUGGGAUGGAAAAAGCAUAGUCAAUGAUAAGAAAAAAGAAAAGGCCUCGGUCAUUAAGAAAAACAAUGCCUACGCAGUGGCUGUUGCCAAUUAUGGACCAAACAUCACGAAGGAUUCUGUUCUCCCCACCAUCUCCAAGAGUGCUACCACUACUUCAGAUCCCCACAAAGUCAAACCAGAAACCAAACCACAAGAAGCAAAGAAAACCUUUAACAGUGUUAGCAAAAUUGACAGAAUGUCCAGAAUAGUAUUUCCAGUUUUAUUUGGCACAUUCAACUUGGUAUAUUGGGCCACAUAUCUAAACAGGGAACCUGUCUUGCAUGGGUUUGCACCCUCACACUAAAACCUUAACUUUAUGCUGAGGGCAUGUAACAUCAUUAUGAUCAAGUUGUUUUCCUAUGUACAGUAUGACUAAUAACUGCUAAUCAGUAAACUAAUAUGUACAGGAUGUAUAUAGAUGUCAUGUUUGUUUAUCUCCAAAGGAGGUGCACAGAGUUUAGUCAUGGGAUCUGUAAGCAGAUGGCAUCCAUGGCAAAUAUAUUCUGCUCUCCUAUCUAUGUGAGUUCUCCUAAAUUUGGAUUUAACUAUGCUGAAUUAUAUCCAUACAACUCAUAUAUGGUCCUACAUAACUAUUUAGUAACGCUAUUUUUUUAAUUUAAAGUUUAAGAUAUUUUUCUAUGAGACAACUGAUUCUACUUAAUGCAAAGAAGCUAUCAUUUAAAAAGAGAAGGAUUUUUUUAAAAAAAGAGUAAUCUUAAUAAUUUCUUACAGUAUCAGUGCCCAUGUAAAUAUUAUAGAUAUGUGGUGAGCAUAAGUACUCUCUUGUUAGCAAUCAUUAAGAAUGCAAGUUAUGCAUAAAAGAUUCAGAAUGGCAGGGAUAAUAAUUUCCUUUAAACAAGUUUUGAAGUUGCUAAUUAUCGGCUUAUCCUAUGGUGUGACCAAUGGUCUGUUGAUAAACAAAAGGGUUGCACUUGGAGAUUCCUUCCAACUAAUACAAGGAAAUAAUUGAAUCCAUACCCAUUGCAGAAGAUGUUGACAACAUGCAGAAACACAAUGAGACAUAAAACUAUACAACUAAGCAUGUGUUGUUGGUUCAUGGUUAGUUAUAUUAAGUCAGUAAUUUGUUUUAGUUAUUUCCCUUCUUUAGUUAUUUCCCUUUCUCCAGUGCAUUGUGGAUUAAGUGACUUCUACUGAAUCAUGAUUUAAAAGCUGAAAUAGGCAAAUUGUGCAGAAAUUUAAAGAGAAGCAAUAUUGAUUAAUAAGACAACCUCCAUAUAUUCAAGUCACUGUGUUUUGUAGAUUGCUUCAUGUCAACACCUUUUUGUGGCUCUUUUGGUUCUGAGAUAUAUAGUUUAUUACAGACAAGAGAUAUUUUUAUACCAACUGGGACAUCAAAGUUGGAAGCCUAUGUUUUAAGUCGGCAGAGGCUUAAACAGGAUAGAAUUUAACCAGAGAAUUUAACCCAACAGGAAGACUUGUUUCUUCCCAGAGAAAUAUACUUGCUAUUAGAAAUAGAAAAAGCUAUUGAAAGGCUAUUGAAAGCUAUGCAGAUAGCUUCAGACAUCACUGCUGAAAUGCAUGGAUAUUUUUGAACAUUAACAUGAAGAUUUGCUGUUGCUUGGAAAGAGGUUCCUUGUCUGAUAAAUUUAAUGAUUUAACUUCCAAACAAAACUUCUCUCUUCCUGUCCUGUAGAAUUACUUUUUCUCUCCUUUCAUCCAUUUUUUUUCUGUUCCAUUCUGUUUUCAUUCCAUUUCUAUCCCUUUUCAUUUUAUUCUUGUUGUUUCAUGAAGGAAAGAGAGAGGAAUAUGCAUGUAUGUGGGUGUCUGUACCUAUUAUAUUUCUCUCUGUAACAAAGUUUAGAGUUUGAACAUGGUUGAUAUGUGCUGAUGGGAGUUCAUAUCGAUAAAUUUGGUACUUCAUUUUACAGGAAAUUGGUUUAAUCAGUAAGUAUUACUUCAGGUUUUUUUAAAUUUUAACCUGUCUGUACACUUUUUGGGAUGGGAGUAUUCCAACACACACACACACACACACACACACACAUUACCCUGUUUUCCCCAAAAUAAGACAUCCCCUGAUAACAAGCCCAAUCGGGCUUUUGAGUACAUGGCAAUAAGGCCAAGCGCUUAUUUCAGGGUUCAAAAAAUAUAAGACAGGGUCUAAUUUUGAGAAAACACGGUAUAUAUUGUACAAUCUGUGAUCUAUUGGGUAAUCAUUUCAGAGAAACAGAAUGACCAUCAGAAGGGGGGAAGCUCUGGGAGCAUGUCCAGCUUCCUGCUUGCUUUCCCAUUAACUUUCAUUGUAGAAAGCUGGCAGGGAGAAAUGAUGAUUGCAUAAUUCUGGCUGGUAAAUUAUAACUACUAAUUUUCAGUCUAACUGGGAUCCUGCAUGUUGGAUGCAUUAUUUAAGUUAGCUCAUUUGAGGUACAUUGCUUCAAAAUUGUUGUCCUGUGAUGUACCGCUUCACCCAAUUGAAGGUUACAAACAAUCAAACAGACACAAGAGUUUUAGCAGUCUAUAAAUAUAAACACAAACAGGAGAAACUGGCAUUGUAUGGUAUUUUUGUCUGCAUUUAUAAUAUACUGUAUUUUUCUAACUACCCUACAUUUGGGGGAGGGUCUUCUUAAACUCAUAUUUCAGGUAAAUAUGAUCCUUCAAAUAAGCCAUUCAGUAUUAAGGAUAUAGUAGUAGCAGUAAGGUAAGGUCAGUUUUCAUUUUAUUAUUUGAAAUGACUAGAAAAGUAUUUGUUUUCAAUUAUUACAUUUCUGAAUUUUUGAAAUGAGCAGCCUUAGAAAUCAUUUGCAUUGAUUGCUGCGCAUAUAACAAUUUGACACUAAUAGUAUCAAGUGACUUCACUAAUAAGCCUAAAACUGAAUCCAAAGGUUGGUGCCAAAGGAUGGAUACAAACAUUCACUUCCAUAUAAUGAAGUUAUCUUUUGCUCAUGGAAAAGCUAUUCUCAGUCUCUAGAGUAUUGCAUGAGAAAUGUGCAAUUCAAUCCAAAGAUGUUCUUCCAUUUAUGCAACCUCCUUCUGCAUGAUCUUGCUCAAGCAGAAGCAUAAAAGCUACCAUCACAUUAGUAAGUGCUUGAAGAAGUCUGUAGAUCAGCCUAAAUAAUCAUUUUCUUUCUGUAUACUUGUUCCUUGGAGUCUGUUCAAGACCAUGUUUUGUAGCCACAUAUAUAACAUUAGCCCAUUUAACUAUCCAAUAAUGAAAAAACUUCUGAGAUCUUUUUUAGAUUACUAUAAGAAGUUCCAGAAACUAAACAGAAAAAGAAACUUGAUCAGUCAAUAGGGCAUAAUCUCAUGGAUAAUUUGCUUGUCAUAAUGCCAUGAGAAGCAACGUUUUACAUUUUUACAUAUAAGUAUAUGACUUUAUCUAGAAGUAAGCUACAUAUAGUAGACAGUCACAAGGCAACUUUGAAUAUAAAAUCCACCUUGUGAAUUUCCAUUUUUAUAACUUUCAAAAGAGAUGCUAAGUACCUAGAAUAUACAAUACCUUCGGAUUCUGUUCAUGGAAUUAAACACAUUGGUAACAAAAAUUUUGUGCAUUUUUUUCCAAAGUAAAGUUUCCAUUCCAAAAGCCUUCCUUCAUACUAUUUGUUUUUCAAUGUUGGUUCCAUAAUGGUAGUUCAAUUAAUUCAUUUAUCAUAAAUUAUUAUUGCUGCUUUUGUAAAGUACAGUUUAUCUUUUCCUGACAGAAACGUAAAACAACUUUUUUAAAAAAAAUAGUUUUUCUAUGAAGUGGAUUAUUUUUUGUUUAGUUUAUAAAGAAAAAAUCUUUAAUGCUUCAUAAAUACUUAAAUACUUAUGAAAACAAAACUGAAGCCUGUAUUUACAAUUUUUGUAUUAUAUUUAAUAUGAUCCAUUAAUUUUAUUCUGAAGCUUGUCCCCAAAGCUCUUAUAAACAAUAUCAUCACUGAUAAUUAUUUAUAGUUUUAAAUUUUUCAAUAGAUUUGGUCAAUUAAGAGUAUUUGAUUCACAUACUGGUACAUAUUAGAAGCUAUUAGUUGAUUUUUAAGAAAAAAAUACACCAGAAUGAUGGUGUCUUUAUAGUAGAACUAUGUAGUUGUCUAGUGUUAUUUAUUGCAGUUUUGUACAGUACUUGAACAUAGUGCAUAAACUAGAUAUUGCAAAGUUUAACAAUACUGUAUAUUUUAAAGCAAAUUUAAAAUUAAUGCGUAGAAACUCAUGUAUAUGUGUGUUUGUAUGUAUGAGGUUAGAAUGCAGUGCUAGGAUUCCUAGUGCCAGGAAUUCGAUCUUGACCAGCUCAUGGUUGACUCAGCUUUCCAUCCUUACAAGAUCGGUUAAAAUGUGGACCCAGAUUGUUGGGGGCAAUAUGCUGACUCUGUAAAUCACUUAGAGAGUGCUGUAUAUCAAUAGCAAUAGUUUAUUGCUAGUGCUAGUGCAAAGUGCUAUUGCUAUGUCUGAAUGUAUGUGUAUAUAUGUGUAGAUAGAUAUACAUAUAAGUAUACAUAUACUGUACAUACAUACAUACAUACAUACACCUUCUAAUACCAGAUCUUCUAAUAUUUACAUUGCAAUCCUAUACAUUUCUACUAGAAGUAAGUUUGAUUGAAUUCAAUAGGGUUUGUUCCUAGGAACUUAAACAUAACAUUACCCUAAACUAAAGACAUUUCAUGUAAUAGGAAAAAGAACCAUAUUGGUCCAUAAUGUAUUUAUCCCCUCUAAUAAAUUGUCCUUUCUUAAUUAACAGUAGCUGAAAACAUAGUUUAUUUCAAACAUUAUUAUAGAAAAUCCUUGUUUUUAUAUCUGUUCAGUAAUAUUACUCAGAAACAAGUGCAACAGUGUGAUGAUAUUGUGAAGGUGAGCAAUAAAAAGUUCUCCAUGGUAGGGUUAUACAUAUUUUAAAAUGUUUUAUUGGCUCUCCAGUGGUACGCUAUCCAGGUACAAAUACAUGUAUAAGUAUGUAUAUAUGUAAAUCAAAUGUAAAUACCACAGUGAAGACAAUUGUAAUUUUAUUGUUUUAUUGUUUAUGGACAAAGGGCUGCAACAACAUAAUUCAUAGGCUAAGCCCAAGUCAUUGAUCUGAAUUCUUCUCUUCAAAUGUUACAGAUGUUUCAAAUGUUACAUCUGGGGUUAAUUCUCAAUCUGUGUUGUUCUUGGAAACCUGCAAACAAAUUGCUAGUAGUAGGAAAGGUAAAAUAACCACCCUUUAUUAUCAGUGACAUCCUUCUCUUUCGUGCUCCAGUGUUAAUUUUUUGUUAAAUUUUUUGAGGCAUUCUGAGUGUGAUGAAGUGUGAACCAAUGUUUUCAAAAGACCCAAUACAGUAUGAUUCAUCUGUUGCUUUGUCCUCACUGUCACUGGUAUAUGAAACCCGGUAGUGAAUCACAGGUCAUAAGAUCUUCCAAGUAUGUAAUUUUUAAGCAUUCACAAUCAGUCCAGGCUCUUCUGUCACAAACUGCUCUGUGUUUUUAUCUCUCAAUAAUUUCAUAGGAGAGGACAGUUCAUAGCACUGGACAAGAUUUGGUCUUUAAAGAAGGAGAAUAUGUUUCAUAACAUAUAUUUAUGAAUUUUAAGAUACGUGCCCACUGAUAUGGCUACACGUGCCACAUGUGGCACACGUGCCAUAGGUUCGCCAUCACGGGCCUAGGCAGACUCCUGAAAUGGUCACAUUAAGCUUUCAGGAGGACCUGAUGGUUUUACAACUCUACAGUAAAUUGGUACACCAGACAUGUAAAAUAUCUCCAGGUGCUUUGCGCAGCCCAACAAGACACAUAGUCAAAUUUUGUUUACUAAACCUUUUCCUAUGUUUGGUCCAGAAUUUCAAACACGUAUCAAAAAGAAAAAAUAUAAAUCCAUUUUAUCCAAACCUGAAUCAAAAAUAAAUACCUACGCCAUUUCAUAGUUAAUUGAAAUGAGCAUUUUUUUCAACAUUUCCAUUCCAUACUACUCAUUAUUCAGCAUUAACAGCAUUAAUGCCUAGUAAUCCAGGGUAUCAAUAUAUUGGUGCUGCAGUUUGAGCAUUUGAUUUAUUCCUUCAUACAAGGCAAACAAGUGCACUAUACAGUGGAUGCAACAGCUGUACCUGGAAGGAGUAGUUCAACAGUUACUGGAUUGAUGACCCAAGUGAUAGGGAAAUGUCUAAUGAAAUUUGGUCCUAGUUUCUUUGAUGGCUGUAAUGAUUUCAGGAAUUUUGUAGAUAAGUGUACUCUAUCUCCAACAUGGAAAGGUUUGGGUUCCAUCCUUUUCUUGUCAGCUUGAAUUUUAAAAGCCUCUCUAGCUUCCUUUAAGGCUAAGCUAACUACUGGCCAUGUGUUUUGCAAAGUAUCCAUCCACUCCUUAAGUGAGGGGAUAGUGGGUUCUUCUGUAGGUAGUUCAGGCAUGGGGCUGAAAUCCUGGCCUGUUGCUACUCUAAAAGGGGUAAAACCAGUACUCGUCCCCCUCCUUAAUUCUGAUACGGUAGUAAGCCUCCCAUAAGUGCAGCUUUGAAAAAAAUUUCCCUUUAGCAAGGUGUGCUAGCAUAUUUGUUUGUUUGUUUGUUUGUUUGUUUGUUACAACAGUAUAUAUAAGCAUAAGCAUGAAAUAACUAUACGAUAUAUAAGCAUAAAUAUAAUCAUAAGUAUGUAAUAACUAUAUGAAAUUGGAUACAAUCAAAGGGAACAUUAGGACAGGAACAGUAGGCACAUUGGUGCUCUUAUGCACACCCUUUACAGACCUCUUAGGAAUGGGGUGAGGUCAAUAGUAGUAGGGGGUACAUGUUCUCCACACUGAUUGCAUUUAAAUUUCUAAAAUCAACACAGAGACGUUUGGAGCCAUCUUUUUUUAUAACACUGGAGCUGUGAUUUUUGGUCAGGCUGGUUUGAUGAAACCCCUUGCUAGGUUUUUCUCAAUAAAUGCUUUCAGGUCUUCCAGCUCCCUCAGGAGCAUGCUGUACAUCUUGGGUUUAGGGCGUUUAGCUCUGGGUAAGAUUUCUAUAGCAAAGUGAGUGGUGCAGAGGGGGAAAAACUCAUCUGAGGCUUUCUCGCUAAAAACUUCAGCAAAAUCCUGGAAUUCUGUGGGUAUGCCCUCGGUUGGCAUGGCGUGACCAGGCAUAGCUGUUUCUCAGUGCUCUGUCCCCUCAGUUUCUUUAUGUGGAUUCUCAGCAAAAGUCACGUGCAUCUGAAAUUUUAUGAUGCCUUGCUUCCAAUUAAUUAAAUAUAAGGGGUUCCAUUUUUUCAGCCCUGCAAGGCCCAAGACUAACGGCCAUUCCAUGCCAGGUGCCACUAUAAAUAUAAGUGUUUCCUUGUGGUUCCCGAUGCCUAUUUGUAGAGGUUCAGUGGCAAAAGAAGCUGCCUCCCCCACUAUUGACCCAUCUAGUUGGCAGAAAGCAAUGGGGUUUUUCAGCUUUCUUACAUUAAUCCUCAACUUCUCUACUAGGAUUGGGCUGAUCAAGCAGCGGGUGCACCCUGAGUCCACUAAAGUGGAGAUAUUAAUCUCCCUGUCCCAGUUUGGGAUAAAUAGUCUUAAGGGGAGGGUAAGCGGUUUAACUGCUUUGCUUACUAGAGGUUCAUCUUCUGGACUGCUUCCAAAUGAGUUUGAUUCCUCCUGCUGAGAUGCCAGAGUUUCCUCCCCAAAGGGAGGGGGAUGGAAAUUCUGCAAUCUCCCUGCUCCUCAGGAUAGUCUCCUUCCUGCGCUGGCUGGGUUUCACAAGUUUCCCCCCCACUGGGUGUUUCUGGGUGGGUGUUUGCAAAUGACACUCUGCAGAUCGGUGCCCCUCUUUUCCACACUUGAAACAGGCUGAGGAUUUCAAAGAAAAUGCAGUUUGUGGUUUGAGGGGCUCUUGCUUCAAUUGGGGUGGGGAUUUCUUCCAUACUCACCCCGCUCGGUACUGGUUUCUGGCCAUAUCAAUCUCAGCUUCUUCGGCUGUGAUGUAGGUGAUUCAGUGCACCUUGGACAUUGUAUAGAUCAUCACUCAGCCCAUCCUUGAAAAAGCUCACCAAAAUAUCCUCUGGCCAGUUCACACGACACACAAGGUCCCGGAAUUCUAUAGUAUAAUCUGCUAUUGGCCAUCGCCCCUGCUUCACCACCUUAAUGCAGUCAUGGGCUUUGUGAUUUAUGAGGGGGUCCUCAAACCAUCAUCAUAGGGCCAUCAUGAACCGGCCAAAAUCCUGCAGUUCUGGUGCAUCGGCGUUAUGCAGGGUCACCAUCCAUCUGGCAGUGGCUCCCUCCAGGGCUAGGGUCACAACUCCCACUCGGGAUCCUUGGGUUUGGAAAUCAUGCCCGUACUCUUGCAUGUAGGUGAGCAUGUCUGCCACAAAGAAUCCUAAUUGUUGUGGAUCCCCAUCAAACUUCAUCCCAAGGGAGCAAGUUUCUAUUUCCAGUUGUGGAGCUCAGGGCUGGUUAGGGAUGUGUGCCAGUGUGCUUGCUGCCCAAAGGGGAGGGGUGUGCUGGGUCUUCUGCCACUGCUGCUGCACCAUCUGCUCAAUUGGCAGGCUCCAGAGUGGGGUGCCCCCCUGACAUCAUCCAUGGUUGCUGCCCUUUCAGUGCUCCUUGGCUGUCGUGCUGGCUUCCCUUGGAUGUUGAGAUUUUCCAAAGUUUCCAUCACAGGUUGGGUUAUAUGCCUCUUCAGACAAUCCUCCCUCAGUGGUGCUUCGGUUAGUUCCCCUGGUCAGCGAGGGCUUCUAGCUCCAGUUUCCACCCCGGUUUUCGGUUACCGUGGCUGAAGGUGACUCCUCUGGUUCUCUCAUCCCAGCUACAUCCCCAAAGGUAAGGAGAUGUCAGAGCAUGUCAGCGCUAGAAUAUAGGUUGUAAAAUAUCUGUUGACACAGGCAAUGCUAAUAAAUAGAAUCCAAGCCCACCCCCUUUCUCCCAAUUGAAUAGCAGUAUCACUUUUAGGGAUCUGACAGAUUGUGUAUUGUGUAUCUUGGCAACUUUAAGAUGCUGACUUGGGAAUUCUGGGAAUUGAGGUCCACAUAUCGUAACCUUGCCAAGGUUGAAAAGCACUAUAUAACAGAAUAACAGAGUUGGAAGAGACUUUUGAGAUUUUCUUGUCCAACCCCUUCUAGAGCAGUUCUAGAAGACCCUAUACCAUUUCAGACAAAUGGCUGUCCAAUCUCUUAAAAGCCUCCAGUGAUAGAGUACCCACAGUUUCUGGAGGCAAGUUGUUCAACUGAUUAAUUGUUCUAACUGUCAGGAAAUUUCUAGUUCUAGUUUGGAUCUCUCUUUGAUGAUGUUUCACCUGCUACUUUUUGUCCUGCCUUCAGGUGGUUUGGGGAAUAUGUUAACUCUCUCUUCUUUUUGGCAGCCCCUCAAAUAUUGAAAUACUACUAUCAUGUUACCCCAGUCCUGUUUUUCAUUAGAUUAGACAUACCCAGUUCCUGCAACCAUUCUUCAUAUGUUUCAACCUCCAGUCCCCUGAUUACCUUUUUUGCUCUUUGAACUCUUGAGUCUCAACAUUUUUUAAUAUCAUGAAACCAAAACUGGAUACAAUAUUUUAAAUAUGGUCUUAUAAAGGUAUUAUAAUUAUAAAGGUAUUAUAAAGUGAUACUUCACCAGGGGUGAAAUGUAUUUUUUUUUUACUACCGGUUCUGUGGGCGUGGCUUGGUGGGAGUAAUGUGACUGGGUGGGGGUGGCCAACUUUUUAUUUUUACUUUUAAAAGCAUUUUUUUACAACCUCUUCAGCUGAAGGGUUUGUAGAAAAAAUGCUUUGAAAAGGUUCUGAUGAUCCCAGGUGAGUUGCCUGAUCGCCAGAACCCUUUCAAAGCAUUUUUUACAGCCUCUUCAGCCAAAGAGCUUAUAGAAAAAAUGCUUUGAAAGGGUUCUGACAAUCCCAGUUGAGCCGCGCCCCCUUUUUUUUUUUACUUUUAAAAGUGUUUUUUCGGCCAAAGAAAAAAUGCUUUUAAAAGUAAAAAAAACCUCUGAUGAUCGCGCGGCUCAGCUGGGCAUGUGGGGGGCAGGGAUUUUUGCUACCGGUUCUCCGAACCAUCUAGCACCAUCACUACCGGAUCGGGCGAUCCUGUCUGAACUGGAGCAUUUCACCCAUGUACUUCACAUGUUCUUGAUUCUAUCCAUCUAUUCAUGCAGCCUAGGAUUGUGUUAAUGUUUUUGGCAGCUGCAGCACACUGCUGGCUCAUAUUUAAGUGGUUGUCCACUAGGAUUCCUAAAUGCCUCUCACAGUUACUACUAUUGAGCCAGAUACCACUUGUUCUAUAAGUGCACAUUUGGUUUUUCUUGCCUAAGUGUAAAACCUUAAUUUUUUAAAUUUAAAUACAGUAAAUCGUAGGAAUCCUGAUAUUUUUAUU